Messenger RNA from Panicum virgatum (switchgrass), 2089 nucleotides. Its product is annotated as putative F-box/LRR-repeat protein At3g18150. The transcript is spliced from 6 exons. NCBI's taxonomy places the organism in Eukaryota, Viridiplantae, Streptophyta, Magnoliopsida, Poales, Poaceae. Bases 695 to 1729 code for a protein of 344 amino acids. The record is from RefSeq and is a predicted model, not a curated record. Gene Ontology annotation, molecular function: protein binding.
AAGCCAUCGAGCCAUGCUCCAAACUCAAGUGAUUCUAGUCAGAUCGCAGCCCCGUCACAGCUAGUGCUGGCCUCCCAGCUGGGCAGGUCGCCGCCCUUCACACCUCCUCCAAGCCAGCUCGCUGUCCCUUCACAGCCAUCUCGCCACCCCCACCUCGGCUGCUCGUUGGACGUCGCAGGGCGCCGCGUAGGUCGCCGCUCCCAUCGUGGAGGUUGGCUGGCGAUUGAAGACACCAGAGAGCUGCCUGGGAGGAGGGGCGGCAAGCUGGCUGGGGAGGCGACGCGCUAGCUCGGGUCCGGGUCUGAGGCUGCGAGCGAAUCUGAGUUUAGCUAAUUGUAUGGAGGGACAAACGGUAUUUCCCAUCAUAUGCUGACUGGCUUGGUGAUACACAGUGACACGCCACAUCACCAGAUGAAUGAAAUUGACCCGCGUUGCAUAGUUCAGGAAUCAAGUGUACGUUUUGAUAGUUCAGGGAUGAAAUUGAGGUGCGAGCGAUGAUGGUUGAGAGAGGAUUUUGGCUAUUUUGCCUAAAGAAUCUGAGGCCUGAUAUAGAAUCUGUUGCGUCGCGGGCCUUGUCCACGUGUGCGCCCCCACGAGGCCACGCGUUCGCAAGCUUGAAUCUCCCGCGUCCGUCCUUUCAGCAGCUGCGUCGGAUCCUCUCGCGUUGCAAAUCCCCCAAAUCUCUAGGAAUCUGAUGAAGAAUCCAAAAGAAGGCUUGAAUGGAUCGAUUAGCAAAAGAAGAAAAGCAAUGAAUGUUCAACUCUUCAAUCUUCCAAUGGAUAUUUUAUCACGGAUACUCUCGGAGUUGCCAAUAAAUGAUGCUAUAAGGACAAGUAUAUUGUCAAGGAAGUGGAAAUAUGUUUGGUGCAGCCACAACAACCUUACUUUUAAUUCAGCUACAAUGAGAAAACAUUAUUUCAAGAGCACCACUCAUUAUGGAAAUGGAAUCCUCAGUGAUAACGAAUUUAUUACGAGAGUUGAUAAAGUGCUACAUCAACAUAGUGGUCUAGGUGUGGAGCGUAUGGAAGUUAAGUUUAGGUUGCAUAAUAAGCAUGCAUAUUAUAUUGAUAGAUGGGUUAACUUUGCAAUUGCAUCAAAAACCAAGGAACUUAAUAUUCAUCUGUUUGGUUGGGGUAAGCUAUUGCUGCCUAGAGAUAUCUCUUAUGGUAGAGUUACAGAAGAACCAUAUAAUUUACCUUCACAACUUUUCGACGCCGGUAAUGGUUCAUACUUGCAGCAUCUAGAGCUUACUUCUGUGUCUCUACAGCUACCUGCUGAUUUCAAUGGAUUUCGGAACCUUAAGCACCUUACCUUAGUAGAUAGAAUGAAUUUACCAAGAAGACUUUUCAAAUUUAAUUAUCUUCGGCACUUGAAUUUGGAAUUGGUGAUUGUUGGAGAGGAAGAGAGGGAAAUCGAUGUCCUCGACUAUGCCCAGGUUUUGGAGGUUGCCCCUUUCAUCCAAAAACUGGAGCUGCGAAUGUGGAUGAACUGCCGACACCAACCAUAUCGCAAAGAAGAUGGCGAGCUGAGGAGUCGUCCUCGGCACCAGCACGGCCACCUCAGGCUUGUUCGCAUGAGCGGAUUUUUCGGCCACAAAGAUCAGGUGGAGCUGGCACUCCACAUCCUUGGCAGUUCGGUCAAUCUUGAGAAGAUGGAGAUCACCCCAAGGAUCGAAAGAACUGGCUUAUUAUUUGAGGUAGGGAUGGGAAGUUACCUGAUGGCUUCAUAAGCGGACGGUUAUAGAGUCGCCACUGAAUUCGUUUGCAAGGAAGACCGACGCGGCGUCGUCCAAGUGGUGAAUCCAUGCGACCCCUACCUGAAGGAGGUGGAACACGAGAGACCAUGAAGAAAUUUAUCCAACUCCAGGACGACCUGCAACAGCGUAAGUAUUCACCCGUUUGUCUGAUCAGCUUAGGACCACUUCAGGAGCCAAUCUGCAAAUACUGAUAUGUGGCUAGCUCCUGUUUCUCAUUUGUAAUAAAUCUCUGCUCCAGCGUUGCAUUGGUCGUGUAGGUAGACUAGUUGAGUUGGAAACCAUGCACUUGGACGUUUUUAAUCCAGAUCAAACAACGCACCAUUUUGGCCAGCA